GGGAUUUUAUAUUUUAAAAUAAUUAUUUCUAUAUGAAACUGUUUACGUUAGUGUAAAUAUUUAGGAAAUUCAAUGUCGAAAAUAAUAAUGAACCAACUGAGCCAUCCACAGCGUGUGCGGCUACUGUAUAAAACCAUAUUAAGACUACAUCGAGGUCUGCCAACGGAACUUCGCGUUUUAGGCGAUAACUACGUGCGCGAUGAAUUCAGACGUCAUUUAAAAUGCAAUCCAAUGGAGGCACAGCUUUUCAUGACGGAAUGGGCUCGCUACGCCUCCACGAUCACAGAGCAGGUGGGACUGCGCGGCAAGCCGAAAGGUGAACUUGGCGAGCAGCUGGAUGCAGAGGCAGUGGAAAUGCUUAAGGAUGACCAAGUGGUGCAGCUGUACGAGCUUAUGUUGGCCGCCAAGGGACUCCAUGGAGAUACGAUAACAACAGACGAUGUGCGUGGCAGUGACAAAUAAAGUAUUGCUUCUUGUUUAUUGUUUUUCUA
Messenger RNA from Drosophila innubila, 491 nucleotides. RefSeq names its product succinate dehydrogenase assembly factor 3, mitochondrial (gene Sdhaf3). The coding region runs from base 73 to 462 and encodes 129 amino acids. The transcript is spliced from 3 exons. Gene Ontology annotation, cellular component: mitochondrion; mitochondrial intermembrane space. The record is from RefSeq and is a predicted model, not a curated record. Gene Ontology annotation, biological process: succinate metabolic process; mitochondrial respiratory chain complex II assembly. NCBI's taxonomy places the organism in Eukaryota, Metazoa, Arthropoda, Insecta, Diptera, Drosophilidae.